AGUUGAUUUCCCGUUUGAUUUCGACAGCCAACCGAACCAUCAUCAUGACUGAGGCUCAGUUCAACAAGGCCGUCUGGCUGAUCCGCAACGGUCCCGCGGUGGGUGACAGCAGCAACGAGACCAAGCUCAGCUUCUACAAGUACUACAAGCAAGCGACCGUCGGCGACAACAACGAAAGCCAGCCCUGGGCCGUGCAGCUCGAGGCCUCGGCCAAGUGGAAGGCCUGGAACUCUGUGCGCGGCAUGUCCAAGGAAGACGCGAUGAAGGCCUACGUCGAUCUUCUGGCCAAGGAUGAUCCCAACUGGGAGCAGCACCCGGCCCUCAAGGACUACAAGGCAUAACUCUGGUUGCUUCGUUUUUUACUCUUUAUUGCCGUGCCAAUUGACUCUUUCUCUGG
Messenger RNA from Monosiga brevicollis MX1, 397 nucleotides. RefSeq lists its product as uncharacterized. Gene Ontology annotation, biological process: fatty acid metabolic process. The record is from RefSeq and is a predicted model, not a curated record. The transcript is spliced from 3 exons. Bases 45 to 341 code for a protein of 98 amino acids. Gene Ontology annotation, molecular function: fatty-acyl-CoA binding. NCBI's taxonomy places the organism in Eukaryota, Choanoflagellata, Craspedida, Salpingoecidae.